Micropterus salmoides (largemouth bass) is the source of this 4604-nucleotide messenger RNA. RefSeq lists its product as uncharacterized. The record is from RefSeq and is a predicted model, not a curated record. The coding region runs from base 1 to 849 and encodes 282 amino acids. The transcript is spliced from 6 exons. Lineage: Eukaryota; Metazoa; Chordata; Actinopteri; Centrarchiformes; Centrarchidae.
AUGAGUGAUAUGACGGCGAGAGAGGAAGAGAAGGCCUGUCGAGUGACAGAGAGAGGAAGUAGAGAGGAGUCCUGCAGGUAUGAGAGAGGGAAGGAGGCGGGGGCAGAGCCGGUGUUGGCUUUCACAGCCAGAGAACGUGACUGCAAUGGUUGCCUGUACGCGAGCCGUGCCAAACUUGCCUGCUCUCUGAAAGCGGCUCGCCGUCUCUUGCCUACGGUUUGCCGAGGGUGGGGGGUGGUGGCGGGCUACUGUUGCUCGGCGCUCGCGAGAGCCACCGUUUGCAGAUUUGAGAGUCGCCAGAAAACUUUGAAAAGAAUACCACCGCGGAGAAAUACAGCUGCGCGGCUGAACUUCCACCAGCUGCCCGAGGGGACCGGGAGGAGGAGUCAACAGGUCCCAGAGUUUAGGAGCUGCAAUCGAUUCGAGGGGAGAUUUCCUUGGCCAAGGACAGGAAGAUUGACAUUUUUGGGGAGAAGGCUGGUCCGAGCAAUCGAUGCGGGAAGAAGCCCAGUUGGCCGAACCGCACACCACUCAAUCAGUCUGCAACACAAAAGUGCUGCUGGUGUCCAACAGAGGCAGAGGCUGUUCGACUGCAAAAAGGAGGCCCGUCCAAGGACAAGAGCUUUGUCUUGGCAUUAUGUGAUCUGUGCAUUCCCUAGGAGCACUCUGCAGUCGAAGAGAGUGAAUCGACGCUCCCUUGGAAGCAUCACAACCACUAGCACCCCUAUCCCCACAAUCAUCACUCCUGACUGCAGUCACAGUCACCUGUUCUUGACUCAACUUGCCUUCUGUCUCUUUCACCCCCCCACACACACCCCCCCCCACACACACCCCCCAUCUUGGAGAUAAGGAAUGGCCGUGCUAGUUUCCAGCCUCCCCAACGCCUCUUGCAAAUAAGGCCUUUCAGCUUGUUUCACAAUACCAGAGAAAGGAAGGAUAAAACACUCUACAGUCCUCUUUUAUACUUCUACCCCGUGUCUCUUUUUAAUCUUUGUUUCCUUAGUAACUCAACCCUCAACACACACAUUCACUAAGCCAACAGGAUUUUUUUUUCAUCUUGGUGAAAUCUACAGCAGCCGUUCAAGCAUUCAAGUAUCCAAACCAUAAGGAGAUUUUUAUUUUUUACAAACUUCGCCUGGCAUUCUUUUGGAAUAUCUACUCAUGCAGUGUCCCUAUGGGGGAUUAAUUCAGUACGGGAAUCCACACUGACUCCUUUUUUGCCUCACAUCUCACUACAGUGGUUUUUCAGUGAGGUCUGUUUGUGACUGGAGGUGGACUGAGCCAUCAUGGCUGGGAAGGGCAACCCGCUGCCGGGCCCCCACCUCAAUGGCUUCCCCAUGCCCACCUACUCCUACUUCUUCCCCCACAUGUUGGGGAGCCUGUCGCCUCCAGCCAUGCCAGGACUGCCCAUCAGCGGGUACAGCACCCCCUCACCAGCCAGUAAGUAAACUGUCCCCUUUUUGCUUGCUCUGUGCUAGUUCACAUUUCAGUUGUGGGCUAUUGUGCAGGUUGGUUGUUUUUGUGUCUCCUGGUUUACCUGUGCGGCUGUGGCGCACUGUUUCCUAUACAGCUCCCCUACUGCGUGUGUGUUUACAUAUGCUUGUGCCUGGGAGUCUGCAGGUAAAAGUACUCUUUCAUCUCAUCCUGGUUAGAUCAUUCUUAUUUGAAAGUUGUGUGUGUUGGUAAACAGAGAGCAGGAGACACACACACACACACACACACACACACACACACACACAUAUACGCCCACACACCAAAGUCGCCUCCAGCAUUGUCCUUAAUUUACAAGCCCACACACAUCAGCACACGCACAUGGAAAUGUCAGUGUAGAUCACAAGGAAGUGAGGCAGGAUAGCCAGAAAGGAGCAUUGUUUAUUUGGGGAACACACAUUUGGCAAGUGUUCCUAAAAUAAAUUUUAUAACAGCUAUCAUUGUAGCCAACCUACAUGCUACAGCUCCUUUAUACAAUCCAUCAAAAGCUUCAGAAGCGAAUUGCAAAGUUGAAGUCAAACUAGGUGAAAAGUACCUUUUCAGAAGGAAAGAUAAGCUUCUCUGAAGUGUGAAACACAUAAAAAUAUUUCAUGUUAAGUCUUGGGUCGAAGAUUUUACUUGAGCAAAAGUACAAAAGUAUUAAUAUAUUUAUGUAUUAAAAUUAGAAGUCCUCAUUAUUGUACAUAAUGAGGCUGCUUUUAAAAUGUUAUAUUACUGAUGCAUUUACCUGUAAGCGUUAUUUAAAUGUUCUAGCAGGUUGAGCUUAUUUUAACUUCUUUAUACUCCUCCUUUAUAUGCUGUUGCGUAGUUUAAUAUGUUUACAUGUAUUGCUUUAUAAGAAAAUCUCCUUGUGGAGUUAAAAAAUCUGCCAGUGCCACAAGUUCCUUUCCUUUUCUUUAGUGCUGCAAUCUGCCUUAGUAAGGCAGAUUGCAGCACUAAAGAAAAAUGACACCUCAUACUGGCAAGACACCCAUUGAAUCGAAUUUGAUGCAAACAUUCUUGAAAUAUGUUCAAGUGUCUUGAAAAGAGGCUGAAAGGAUCUCACUGCGCUCACAGAUUUUUCAUUUACUUUAUGAAAAUCAGACUUUACUUUUUUUUACUCUGUGUACACUAUGUAAACUCUUAACCUGCAAAGUAACUACUAACUACGGCUCACAUGCUGUAUGUAGUGGUGUAUAAAGUAAAAUAUUGCACUCUAAACUGUUGUGGAGUGGAACUAUGACGUGGAAUAAAUAUAUAUAAAAGCACACCCCAACUGACUACAAAUCAGAAUCCUAAAAGUGCUUUGAAAUUUAGUUAAAUAUCAUACUACUAGACAAUCAAUUAAAUGGCUGUGACAGGAAAAGAAAGAUGAACUAAAGCAGUACAGUUGGUGGUGCGGACGUACAGUCAGCGCAUGUGUAUUGGUGUGGACAGGCCUCUCUCUCACAGGUUCAGAGGGGGUCAGUGUAUUGACUUUCUAUCUGCUGGAGUUUGCAUUGGCAGUCAGCGCAGAGGGAAGUGAAGAACAGUUACUGCCCAGCCCAGUCACUCCCACUUCCCCAAUACCAGAUACCCCACCUCACUCACAAAGACUGGAGCUCAGAUUCCUCUUUUUACACUGUUGCACUUCGGGCCACUCUCCCUGUGUUUGCUAUGUGGGGCGGCAAGGUUCCUUUCCUUUUGCCUGGACAAACAUUUCCUGUCUGUAAACACUGGAGAGCCAGGGACACCACAGCUUCCUGACAACCCCCCCAUCCCCACAAAACACAAUCAUUGCUCUUCAUGCUGUCUCACUUUCUCUCACUACUGCUCCUCUUUGCAUGCAGAUAACUGCAGGCAUAAUUCACACACACUCACACCCACCCCCACAGCAACAGAAACACGUGUCUCCUUCCAUAUACUUAUACACGCUGUAACACAAACACACAACCUUCACCCCCUUACACUUCCUCGUCAUAUACCCCUCUCUGGCAGAUCAUCUCUCUCUCCCUCUUGCCCAAACACCUCUUUUUCACACACACACACACACACACACACACACACACACACACACACACAAGCCCUCACCAACCACAUUCAGUACUGAGCAGUGACGAAAGAGAUAGAAAGAGAGUGAGAGUUGGGGGCGGGGGUCAGUUUGAACGAGCGGGAUUUACAGAAAAUCAGAUUGGAGGCAAUAGAGCCAAGCAUUGGACUCGAUGGAUUUCAGCCUUUAUACAUUUAUCUUUUAUCUGGAUUGUCUAUAGACAUCAUAUAUGUGGUAUUAUGGAUUUCCUGUUCUGCAAAAAAUGCUGACUGCUGCGCGUGUUGUUACUUGUGGAUUGGAGAGGCAUUUACACUCUGUCCACCUGAUCGGAUCUCAAAGGUGUCACAGUCUAAUCAUAUAUGAUGCAGGUGUAAACUGCUGAUGUAGAAGGGCGUUAUUGGCAGUUCCCGAAGGGGAUAAUGUUGAGUAAACAGUCCCCAAGCCAAGCCUUGACUUUUUUGUUUUAACGCUGAACUCAUUUGCCAUCAGAAUCUUGUUCAGUAGGCCUUCUUUUCUUUCUGGUGUCUUUCCUCUGGUCACUCAUCCUCCUGCGCUCCAUUCUCAGAGUUGUCCAGCUCGGCCUCCUUUAGCAAAUCACAAUAGACCAAUUAUUUGGACCAAGCAGAGCAGAAGGGUUCAUCAAGGCGUACAACACACACACUCUCUCUCUUUCUGUGUCUCUCCAGCUCUGGCCUCCUGGGUUACGUCUUUGCACUACAUUAUCGGAAAAUCAUCAGGUUAGGUUAAACCCAGGAGCUAAGCAAUUUCAGAUAUUGAUAUUACAUUUAUUGCCUGCAGCUUUAUUAGUUAACUGAAUAUUAUCACCAUGGAUUGAUCACACAUGCACACUCACAAACAUGCUGUAUUGAACACAGCCAAAUAUCUAUGUCCACGUUCAUAAGCGUACAGAACUUUCAUUAGUGUUUUCAAUUAAAAUCCUUCACGCCUGUAUGAAAAUGGUACUAUUGAUCCCGUUAUUAUCAUUAAAGCCUUCCGCUGUCUGUCACCAACUCUUGACACUGUGCUAUUACAUUAGCACAGUGUUAUGAGGGAUCAUAAUGAAUGGAGCCAGCUUGCUACCUGCUGCCACGGCGGACUAAUUGGC